GAAUACUUAACUAAUACAUCUCUUCAUUGUGAACAGUAUAUACAUCGUACUACCAACAAAUGCUAAUCAAAUGUAACCUGAUUCAGCAGUUAUAACUUUCUGAAGUUUUUAUAAACUAAUAUUGAUUUAAGAAAAAUUCUUACCAAACAUGUUCUCGUCUUUUAUGUUGAUAAAAAAGUGUUUUAAUCAUCGCUAUGCGCACAGUUUAUUUUAGUUUCAAUUUUUAAAGAUGGAACACAAGCUUCUAAUCAAUUUUGUUUUGGCUUGUUUGCUGUUCCAUAAUGCAGUACAGUCAUGUACAGAAUUUUUCCGGAAAGCAAAAGAUGAUAGUGUGGUUGUUGGACGUACGAUGGAACUUGCGGAAGAUUUGAAAUCAAAAGUCAUAUCAAAAGCAGGAGGAUCUCCUGAGAAAAGUUUUUUGCCAUCCUUUUGCCGUGAAUCUUCUCCCCUGGAAUGGAUAUACAAAUAUGAUGUACUUUGUGUAAAUGCCUUCGGGAAGCCUAUAUGUGUGGAUGGUAUUAAUAGUGAAGGUCUAUCAGUUGGUGCUUUGUAUUUGCCGCAGUACACGGUGUAUGACAACACAACUCAACAAGAUUGUUCCAACAUGGUGUCAAAUGUUCAAGUACUAAAUUUUAUACUGGCAAAUUAUAAUUCGACAGCGCAACUUCGCCAUGCCGUUAAUGGAAACAACUUUCCAAAAGUCUUUGGCAUGGCAGUUUUUGGUCAGAAUUUUGAGUUCCAUUACACCGUAACAGAUGCAAGUGGAGAUGCGUUAGUGUUGGAAUACACUAAAGAUGGAAGAGAAGCUCAUGAUAAUACGAUUGGUGUUACAACAAACUCACCUCCGUAUGAUUUUCAUAUGAUGAACAUUAAAAACUACGUUACGUUAUCAAAGUUUUCUUCAAAAGAUCUAACAUUUAGUGAUGUUGUGUUUACUCCAGUGGGUAUUGGCAGUGGAUUACUUGGUGUACCAGGAGAUUUUACACCUCCUUCAAGAUUUAUUCGCAUGGCUUCUCUCCUGCAUUUCUCAAACCAACCAAACACAACAGAUGAAGCGCUUAAGCUGACUUAUCACUUGUUGAACACUGUUGAUAUUCCAAAGGGUGUAGCACAAGUUGAAGUAGGACCGAAAGAAGGUCAUUACGAUUAUACGCAGUGGGUUGUGAUGAAAGAUUUAAAGAAUCGUGUCCUUUACAUCCGUUAUUACGACGACUUCAUGUUUCAAAAAAAUAACAUGAAGGAAACGAAGAAAGAAAAAGUCGUGUCUUAGAGAUACAACUAACAAUUGUACUCUAUUGAUGUUAAGUCUUGGAGUAAAAUAUUUUAUCACUUACACUACAUUUGCGGCAUAUAGUUUUCACGCUAAAAAUCUCUUGAAAACCAAGUCUUUUAUUCAAUCGCCCUUCUUAAAAUUGCCUGUGUUCUUCAAUU
Molecule: messenger RNA, 1431 nt
Organism: Hydractinia symbiolongicarpus
Lineage: Eukaryota; Metazoa; Cnidaria; Hydrozoa; Anthoathecata; Hydractiniidae
Product: penicillin acylase-like
Exons: 5
Coding region: 230-1270 (346 amino acids)
Source: RefSeq, a predicted model, not a curated record